Messenger RNA from Polyodon spathula (Mississippi paddlefish), 2570 nucleotides. Its product is annotated as caspase-8-like. Lineage: Eukaryota; Metazoa; Chordata; Actinopteri; Acipenseriformes; Polyodontidae. The transcript has 8 exons. Gene Ontology annotation, molecular function: protein binding; cysteine-type endopeptidase activity. Gene Ontology annotation, biological process: negative regulation of extrinsic apoptotic signaling pathway via death domain receptors; proteolysis. The record is from RefSeq and is a predicted model, not a curated record. The coding region runs from base 197 to 1672 and encodes 491 amino acids.
ACCCGUGUUUCGUGUUCUGACUGUUCUGAACAGUUUCAGUCCUGUCUGGAAUGUUGUAUUUUACAGCACCGUGUCGUACCUGAGAUGGUUCGAGUGCAGUUUUGCAGUGCAGUCUAUAUCAGCAAGUCGUUUGACUGACCAGAAGAAACGAAGGUGCCAAGGUUUUAAACACUGAGAUCCUUAAUCUCAUGACACCAUGGACUUCCAAGUACAGCUCCACAAAAUAGAGCAAGCCCUGUGCAAAAAUGAAACCGAGGCACUCGCCUUCUUAUGCAGAGACAUCAUUGAUACAGACCUCAGCAAAGUAGCGUCUGCAUCGCACCUCUUCACAAAGCUAAAGAACAUGGACCUUUUAGAAGCCGAAGACGACUUUAUUGUUGCAGAGCUUUUAUACCGAAUCCGACAGUUUUAUUUGCUCAAAAUAAUGGGAAGCAGUAAGGAGCGGGUUGAAAAAGAAUUGCCACAGAAAGGAAGAAUUUCAAACUAUAGGCAACUGUUAUAUGACCUGUCUGAGGACAUAACCAGAGAGGAUCUGAAAAGUGUAAAGUUUCUAUUGCAAGACACCCUUCCGCGAUGCAGACUUGAAGAUGACAUGACUAUGCUUAAACUUCUCAUAGAGAUGGAGAAAGAAGACCUCUUAGACCGAAGCAACCUGGAAACGCUAGAGAAAGUCUUACAAAUCAUCUCCCCUAGUUUAGUGAAAAAAAUAUCCAAGUAUAAAAAUGAAAACGAAGGCGGAUCGGAUAAGAUAAUGCGAAGACGAGGGGCCACGGCAAGGGACGAGAGACAAGCGCAAGAGCACAGCUGCCUGACUGGCUGCGCCCCGCGGUUUUCUGCAAGUGGAACGCUGAAACAUAAGGUAUACUUGGAGAAAGAGAAUCCAUUGCGAGACGGGAACAGGGCAAAACCACGUCGGAUGGCAGAAAUGGGGAUACUAGGGAUUAAGAGCGACAACGUCUGUGCACACCGGGACAAGCACACAUGCGGACUACAACUUUCAACUUUUUCUGUUUCAGAUGCUUUAAAUAUUGUUUUCCAGUGGCUGGGAUUCGACACUGUAUGUUUAAAUGACUUGACUAAAAAUAAAAUACUGAAAGAAAUAAGUCAAUACCAAAAUAUAACAGACCACAAAGACAGAGAUUGCUUUGUGUGCUGCAUCCUCAGCCAUGGAGAGAAGGGAAAGAUAUAUGGGACCGAUGGACGCACCGUUUUAAUAAGUGAAAUAACCAAACCUUUCUCGGGCAAGAAUUGCCACCACUUGAUUGGAAAACCUAAAGUGUUCUUCAUUCAAGCUUGUCAAGGCAAGGAAGAACAGUCAAGUGUCCCAAUAGAGGCUGAUAGCUACACUCCAGAAAUUGAAGAGGAUGCCAUGGUCCUUGAUUCUAUUCCUGAGGAUGCUGAUUUUCUGGUUGGCAUGGCAACCGUGGAAAAUUAUGUUUCCUACCGAGACACAUCUAAAGGAACAUGGUACAUCCAGAGUCUCUGCCAGAGCCUUCUAGACCUGGUGCCAAGAAGAGAAGACCUAUUGGCCAUCCUGACAAAAGUAAACAUGGCUGUUAGUCAGAAAACUGAUAAACUCAGGAUAAAGAAGCAGAUUCCACAGCCGGCCUUUUCAUUAAGGAAGAAACUGGUCUUCCCAAUUCCUGCUGAGCGCCCGCCAACCCUGCUGUAGCUCUAGGAGUCUUCAAUCACAGUUGUAUAAAGGGUUGGCUGUUGGCUGUUGCCCCCCUCCCCAACUCAACUCAGCUGUGCCAAGGCUACCCUUCUUACAGAGUAGUAAACUAAAGGGGGGCAGGAUGGGGCAGGGGACAAUUACGAUUUGACUGUAUUUUAUGAAUUUGAACUACAGUUUCGGUUAUAUCUCAGGAAGUAAAACAACAUAAUGAACUUCACAAAAUUUUAAGAUCAAUCAGCUAGUAGGAAGCUUUCUUAUAUUCUUAAUUGUGGUGGUGUGGAGCAGAUACUGUACUGUAUGUUGGAGGUCCCCUAAACCAGCUGCAUGCAGAAUCACACUGUGCCAGUUAUGAAAAAAAAAAAAAAACACUUUUUGUGCUGCAUAUAUUAUUGAGUUAUCAUCAAGGGGGUAACCUCAAAACUAAGGGGGAUGGUUUGGUAGGCUGGACCACUAUAAAGGGGGUUCACGGGAUUAUUUUAAGGCAGAGUCAGUGGACAAGAAAAGGAAACCCAAUGCACAUGGAGACCAGGUCCAAACUCUGUACCUUGUGGCUUGCCAGCCCACAACUUAUGCACUGUACCGAAGAGCUGGGCUCUUGUUUGGACAAGCGUUUACAGACUUGAUGCUUGGCCUUCUCCUGCAGUACCUGAUUUAUGCCACAGGGGUUAGUCUCGUACCUACUCUCCCUACACCUCAUACCAUGGACUGGUCUACCAACAAGGUACAAUAUAUAAUCAUAUCGUUAUGAAUCGUUAUAUAUUUUGCAUAAAAUACCUUUACGUGUUGUAAUUUUACCAGAUAUUUUAGUCUCAACAACAACCUUCUUGGACAUUUGAAUUGGACACUGCAUUCCAAGAGCAGUGUAAGAAGAGGGUGUGUUCAAGGUGCUUUGAUA